This is a messenger RNA of Pomacea canaliculata, 858 nucleotides long. RefSeq lists its product as uncharacterized. The transcript is spliced from 2 exons. The record is from RefSeq and is a predicted model, not a curated record. The coding region runs from base 98 to 823 and encodes 241 amino acids. NCBI's taxonomy places the organism in Eukaryota, Metazoa, Mollusca, Gastropoda, Architaenioglossa, Ampullariidae.
CAAUAUUACACAUGAUACACAAACAGAAUCACACAUUAAUAAUAGUACACAGUGUAACGCGUGUAGCUACAUCCUAUGUUACAGAUUUGGCUACAGAAUGAACAACUUCCAGACUUUGUGUGAGUUGCUGCUGACACGAGUUCCUCGUCUCCAUCUGUGGGCGGCAAGUUGUUUCAAUGAAAGCGCACCCGCCGGCUGGCAAGUGGAAUAUUUAACCAGACCCCUCCGCUCUCCUCCGACCGUCGUCAGGGAAGUCGAGCAGGACGACAGGAUCACUAGAGACAGUUAUGUACUGCCGUACAGAGAGCGAGGUGUGCCCGACCACACAGACGGCCCGCCAGUCACACGACUGUAUCACCGAGGUCAGGGUCACUCAGGUUUAUUACCAGUUGACUGUGUGACGUGCGGUCGUGAGGUGGCCAGCUUCCUACACAGUCUCCGUGUUGGUGUUACAGGGAGAAGCACAACAAUAUCUACAACAUUGACCUCUACCAGUGGCGGCACAACACCACCGUGUCUACAGUGGAGAGACGUGCUGGUGUUGUACUGGCAUGACGUUACUGAUCAGUCGGGUGUGGUCACAGGACUGCAAGAAGCAGGUAUCCCAGUGCGGGUGAUGCAGGAUGAUGACAUCGAGGACGUGGUCACGGCCCGCAAUGACGUGGUGUGGGUGGCGAGUGGAUAUCGUGUUCGUGGUCUGGAGAGAAAAGUCAUCGUCUGUCUGGACAACCGCGAUUACGGUUUAUUUACCUUUCCCCGACUUGAGCACAUGUCCCGCUGUACGUCACAACUUGUGAUUGUCUCCCUGAAGCUAGUGGAAUGAUACUGUUAUAUAAUAAUAAUUAUACAAUAAUGUUG